Messenger RNA from Solea senegalensis (Senegalese sole), 1762 nucleotides. RefSeq names its product alpha-2A adrenergic receptor-like. Gene Ontology annotation, molecular function: adrenergic receptor activity. Bases 199 to 1398 code for a protein of 399 amino acids. The record is from RefSeq and is a predicted model, not a curated record. Gene Ontology annotation, cellular component: membrane. The transcript has 2 exons. Gene Ontology annotation, biological process: adenylate cyclase-activating adrenergic receptor signaling pathway. Lineage: Eukaryota; Metazoa; Chordata; Actinopteri; Pleuronectiformes; Soleidae.
AUAGCGUAACCUCGGUGAACUCCACCCACUUCCAUUCCCACUCCAGUGGAGUCACAGAUCCUCAGCGUCAGAUCAAGCCCACAUGUAUAUAAACGAGACACAGUCUUCACUCCAGUCACAGCAGAUGACAAGAUCUGCCGGCAGCUCCAUCUCCAAUACUCUGAUGCAACCGGGUGAGCAAAUAUUCCUGAGAUCCUGAUGGGUUGUCUUAACUUCACCACUGGAAAUGGGACUUUGCCUGACAGCCAACCUUACACUCUGCAGACGUCCGUGCCUCUAACGAUCCUGGUGGGCUUCCUCAUCCUGCUCACAGUUUUUGGCAACGUCAUGGUGGUGAUUGCCGUGACGACCAGCCGAGCCCUGAGAGCACCUCAGAACUUGUUUCUAGUCUCUCUGGCGUGUGCAGACAUCCUGGUGGCCACGUCGGUGAUGCCGUUCUCUUUGGCCAACGAGCUGAUGGGUUACUGGUACUUUGGUAAAGUGUGGUGUGAAAUCCACCUGGCUCUGGAUGUGCUCUUCUGCACCUCCUCCAUCGUUCACCUGUGCACCAUCAGCCUGGACCGAUACUGGUCCGUAACUCAAGCCAUCGAGCACAACCUGAGGCGGACGCCUCGUAGGAUUAAAUGCGCAAUCUUCAUUGUUUGGGUGCUGGCGUCCAUCAUUUCAUUCCCUCCACUUAUCACAAUGAAAAAGGACGAGGGCAAAGAGGACAAACCCGCAUGUCAAAUAAAUGAGCAGAAAUGGUACAUCAUAUUCUCCAGCACGGCCUCCUUCUUCGCACCCUGCCUUAUCAUGAUUAUGGUGUACGUGAGGAUAUACCAGAUUGCAAAGAAAAGAACACGAGCCCUACCAGGCGAAAGGCAAAGGGAGAACAGGAACUUCGAAGACGCACAGUGCGGCCUGGAGCCUCUGCAGAGACAAGACGUGGAGGGGAACGAGGUGGAGGACGGCGGAGACGUCAACGGAUUUGAUGUGGAGGAGGAGGAGCAGUCGUCCUCUGACGGCAACGACACCAUCCUGUGUUCCAUGAAGAAAAAGAAGGUUCUCCGCACGACCAAGGUGGUUCAGGUGGUGGCCGGUGAAAAGCCAGAGGUGCAGCCUUGCGUGAGGGUGAGCCGGUGGAAGGGAAGGCAACGCAGAGAGCGGCGCUUCACGUUUGUCCUGGCAGUGGUCAUGGGAGUGUUUGUCCUCUGCUGGUUCCCCUUUUUCUUCACGUACACGCUCACGGCCGUGUGCAACACCUGCUGCGUCCCAGAGACGCUGUUCAAGAUGUUUUUCUGGCUUGGUUAUUGCAACAGUUCACUGAAUCCUGUUAUAUACACUGUGUUCAAUAAAGACUUUAGGAGGUCCUUUAAAAAGAUCCUUUGUAAAGUGGAUAGAAGAGGCAUAAGACUGUGAUUUCUAAUGUACAUGUGCUUCAAAAGCUGCAUCCACAUGCUCCCACUGUAUGUAAAUAUACCAUUAAACAGAUGUUAUUAUAUAUUUAUUAACAAUUUGUAACAUAUUUUAUUGUUUUACCCUCUUUGUGAGAUGAUUCUAUGUGAGUAUAUAUUUGUUUUAUGAUGUCAAAUCAUGCAGAAACGUAUGUAAUGUGCAGUUUGUUUGACAUCUGUUACUCUGACCAACUGUGAGGUCAGAUUUCUGUGUCAACAAUGCAGAUGCAUUUUCCACUCGUCUCUGUAUGUUCUGUGACUCUAUUUGAUCCAGUCAGUCAAUGCUCAGAUCAUCACCAUGUCGUGUAUGUAAAGUCGAUAAUAUGACA